AUGGCUGGCAUCCAGUCAUCUGCCAGUAAUGAGCAGCUACACACCCAAGAUGUAGUGGCCUCGUCUUCGCUGAACAAUAACCUGCACCUACAACAUCGUCCUUCUUCGUCCCAACGUCAGGAUGGUCCGUCAGCUCCUCCUCCUCUUACUAUCGGAAUAGGCGGAGGAACAUCUACAGCCCGGCCUACCUCGUCCGUAAAUUCAAUAUCUUCGCGAUCUAUCAGCUCUCCUGUAAACACCAUACCAGACAGGGGCAUGGGUGACUCUCAGCAAUGGAAAAACGUCCGGACGCUACCAACAUGGGUACAGAGCCGAGAGGAAGAUGAACACGAUUUAAUAGAAGCUCCUCCCUUGGCUCACCGACGGCCGCCGGAGCGCUCGCAAUACGAUGCCGUUCGGGAAACGACACCCAUAACUAUGGGCCGGCUGCCCGAGCACGCAAGCCGAUGGAGGAAUUUUGUCGAAGCUAGUACAGGCCACCCGCCGGCAACAUCACAUUCGGAAAAGGAUGAACCGGAACAGUGGUUAGCCAAACAGGGCGAUUUUGAUAAACCAUGGAAUCAUAAAGCCGAUACCGAAAAUCAAGGCGACGGUUCCGCAGAUGACACUGAUGAUGGCUUAUUGAUUAGUGCAAAGAGAAGAAGGAUUUGGUACAAACGAAUCUAUACUAUGUUAUUAAACAACCCGGCAGUACCUUUAACUUUCCGGGCACUUAUCUGGGUAUUAUCAUUGCUAGCACUUGCUCUCGCCUCUAGUGUUUUCCAGCUUAGCAACCAAUAUGGAUUCGACCAAAAGCCCUCUACAGUUAUGGCAAUUGUAGUUGACGUCAUUGCUUUAAUAUACCUAAUUUACAUUACAUACGAUGAAUAUUCAGGAAAGCCUUUGGGCCUACGGUCGCCUAAAGCAAAAAUGAGACUGAUCAUGCUCGAUCUUCUAUUUAUCAUUUUUGAUUCCGCAAACCUCUCCCUUGCUUUCGACACUCUCUUUGAUGUGCGAUGGAGUUGUAGAAGCGCGACAACGGGCGCUGAUUUCGGUGGUAAUGACAAUGAACUCCGAACUGUCUCUCCGAUAUGUGAUCGGCAACGAGCUCUUGCGGCAUUCAUUUUUCUUGCCCUAUGUGCAUGGGUCUCUACGUUCACAGUUAGUGUGUUCAGACUUGUCGAGCGAGUAUCAAAGGGAAAUAAUACCCGCCCGUAA
This is a messenger RNA of Morchella importuna, 1197 nucleotides long. RefSeq lists its product as uncharacterized. The transcript is spliced from 6 exons. The record is from RefSeq and is a predicted model, not a curated record. Gene Ontology annotation, cellular component: cell periphery; fungal-type vacuole. Gene Ontology annotation, biological process: positive regulation of catalytic activity. The coding region runs from base 1 to 1197 and encodes 398 amino acids. Lineage: Eukaryota; Fungi; Ascomycota; Pezizomycetes; Pezizales; Morchellaceae.